This is a messenger RNA of Erinaceus europaeus (western European hedgehog), 3644 nucleotides long. It is a transcript of the gene NUTM1, whose product is annotated as NUT midline carcinoma family member 1. Bases 59 to 3430 code for a protein of 1123 amino acids. NCBI's taxonomy places the organism in Eukaryota, Metazoa, Chordata, Mammalia, Eulipotyphla, Erinaceidae. The transcript has 8 exons. The record is from RefSeq and is a predicted model, not a curated record.
UCUCUGGGUCCUGAACCUGACUCAUUCUGGAGGCUUCCAGACAGCCAGACCUUACAAGAUGACUUCAGAUGGAGCAUCUCCAUUGCCAGGACCGGACAUGACCAUGAAACCUGGUGCAACCCUGUCUUCUUUCUCUGCUAUUCCCUUAUCCCCACCGGGUUCUGACUGGCCAGACCAGCCAACGUGGGAGCCACCUCCAACGCAGCCCUCCAUGUCUUCAGCAUUCCCUCCCAGCAGCCCUCUGGUGUUGUCUACCUACCCCAGUCCGAUGCUGGUGACUGGGAGUGGGGGGCCUGGCCCCAGUGGUGUUGGAGGUGGCAAGGUCAUUGUCAAAGUCAAGACAGAAGGAGGACCAGCUGAACCCUCUCAAGCUCAGAACUUUAUCCUUACUCAGACAGCUCUCAACUGGAUUGCCUCUGGGACCUCUGACGGCCCUCCACCUCAAUAUGUGACAGCGACUAACGUGAAACCCUUUCCGCCACCUAAGGCUGCCCCAGGGAUAAGCCAGGAGAGCCUCCCAGCCUUUCCUCUUCAGGCUCUCCCGCCACCGGCUGCCCAACUGGCCCCCAUCGUUCCCCCAGAGAAGGCUUGGCCAGGGCCGCAUGGGGCAGUCGGGGAAGGAGGUCCUGAGGCAGCCCCAGCCAAGCCCUCGCUGGGUGACCUCGCCUACACCUCCAAGGGUGUCUAUGAGAACUUCCGUCGCUGGCAGCGCUAUAAAACCCUGGCCCAGAGGCAUGAGUCCCAAAGCCCAGAUGUGGAAGCCCUGUCCUGCUUUCUUAUCCCAGUGCUUCGUUCCCUGGCCCGGCUGAAGCCCACCAUGACCUUGGAGGAGGGACUGCCCAGAGCUGUACAGGAAUGGGAGCGCACCAGCAACUUUGACCGAAUGAUCUUCUAUGAGAUGGCAGAGAAGUUUAUGGAGUUUGAGUCGGAGGAAGAGAUACAGAUUCAGAACACACAGCUGAUGAAUGGGUCCCAGGGCUUGCCUCCUGCUGCCCCGGUGAAACUCAGUCCUCCGGGGCCCCAGCCGCCUGAGGUUUGCCAGCCACCAGUGUACAUCCCUAAGAAGGCAGCUUCUAAGGCAAGAGCUCCUCGCCGAAGGCAACGCAAAACCCAGAGGCCUCCUGCUACUCAGGCCCCCAAGGAGAUCCCACCAGAAGCGGUGAAAGAGUAUGCUGACAUCAUGGAAGGGCUGGCAGUGAGUCUCCUGGCUACCACAGAGCCCGAUGACAAACAGGAAGAAGAGCAGCCGCAGGAGGCCUGGCUAUAUCCAGAUCUGGGUUUGCUGAACUACAUGGAUGACCUGUGUUCUCAGGAGGACUUUGUCUCCAAGGUAGAGGCUGUCAUUCACCCCCGGUUUCUGGAAGAUUUGCUGUCUCCAGAGCAACAGAGGGAUCCUUUGGCCCUAAUAGAGGAGCUGGAGCAAGAGGAAGGACUCAGUCUGGCCGAGCUGGUUGAGAAGCGACUCUUGGCCUUGGAAGAGGACGAGGACACCGAGGCUCCUUUGACCUGCAGUGGAGCUCAGUCAGACUCCAGCCCUUCAAUCUCGGAUGAGGAUGAAGAGGGUGGCGGCCGGCUUCGGCUCUUGCCGGGGUCUCGGGUGGUUGGGGGCAGCAUUUGCCUUGGGAAGGCUGCUUCUCCAGGAAAACGGGUGAGAGACAUACACAAUGGGCAGGAGCAGGCGCUGGAUGGAAUGAGGUGGGUGCACAGGGAUGGGGUCACUCAGCCCCUGCCUCGAGGCUGGGACCUGCAGCUUCCACUUGCAGUUCCUCUGCCUCUGGGGACUGAGACUAGAGGAUCUGGAAAAGUCCCAGGUCACAUACCUCCACAUCAGGAUGACUCCCUGGGCAGGCCUAGGUCCCUGGAGCUUUCUCUGGUAGCUGGCCAGCCCUCCGAAGUGCUUCCCCUUUGCUGGCAGGAAGCCCCCCAGCUCGAGAUAGUUCCUGAUUUAGAUGUUGGACUCACCGAGCUGGCCCCUCUGCAAGGACAGUCGUUUGAGGAGCAGGGCCUGGGGUUGCAGACAGGACAGCAGAUGGGGGGCCUUGGUGAGCAUCCACUGGAGGAGCUGUCAGCGGCAGGGCAGGAAACUUCUUCAGGAGCCAUAUGGGGAGAGGACAGAGGCCCCCUUAUCGUCCAGAACUAUGAGAACUGCUCCCCCAGAGCAGCUGGGGACAGGGACUCUCUCAGUCCAGGAUUUUGGUUGAGCAGUGACAUGGUUGCUGUGGACUUGGAGUUGCCGUUCCAGAUUGAGGAGGUCACAGAGAACUUCCACACUGGGGACUGUGUAGCUGAGCCUCAGGGAGGCUCUGGGACUCCAGGCUCCAAGAGCAACAUUUCUCUGGCUUCGGGGGAAGCCACAGCGCCUGGAGAUGCAGGGGACAGCAUAGUUCCCUGCAGAGGUUCGGAUGUCACAGUGGCCGUAGAAGAGAGAAAUUACUAUAGCUUGCAAGGAGCCCCAAAGGCCUACAGCCCAGUCUCCCAGGAACAUGGAGAACCAAGUCCUGGGACUACACUGGCCCCCAGUGAGCUGUGGGCUGAAGAUUACGCCCCACUGCUAGAUAGCAGAAUCGCUUCCCCCGUACUGGGAGCUUCCAAAGAAACCUUCCUGCCUGCAUGUCAGGAUCAUCUCCUUAUACUGGGGACUCUGGAUGCCUCUUUUCCUGAGGCCAGUCACGAGGAUGGGAGCAGAGGUACUUCCAUUUUCCCUUUGCUGGAAACCACAGAGUACGCUAGUACACCAGACAUCGGAGAUGCCCAGGGCCUCCAGCUGGGGGUCUUCGAAGAUAUCUGCCCACCAGAUUUUGAUUCUCAUGACCCCCAAAGAAAGGGCAGGGAGGAUGCUGAUUUAUCCAAGUUUAGAGAUCUUGCCCCCUCUGCGGGAGAUCAAGAAUCACAUGCACACAAAAUCCUUAAAUCCAUGGCGUUCCCUCAAAGCCAUGGAAGCGUUUCUUCUGUAUGGGCAACAAGGGAUGGUGCCUUAGUACCCAGAGAAUCCUACUCUCCUGUUAGUGGCUCAGCAGUCAGGGCUGCUGCAAAGGAAGAGGACGAAGAGGAGGAGGAGGAGGAGGAAGAUGAGAGCCUCUCCAGUUUUGCUUACCUCUUGGCUUCUAAACUUAGCUUAUCUACGCCAGGACUUCCUCCCGGUCUGGCCUCAGGCCUGCCCCCUACAGGGCAGGGUUCCCAAAGUGUGUCUCACUCUCUCUCUGCUGAGGCAAGUAGUCUCAGCCAAGCUUCAAAUUCGGCCGCCAAUCCUGGGAUGCAAGCUUCAGUUGGAGGUUCAUCCCCAGUUGGAAAGAGACCUCACCUAGAAGGUGAACUUGGAGUCUCUGAGAAGCCCCUGGCUCUGGAGGUAGUUCGAUCCACACAACCCCGUAAAAGGCGGUGUGAUAGUUUUGCCUUGGGCAGAAGGAAAAAACGCCGCCGUAGCCAGUAGGAGCAGCAGGACCACCCUGUCCCUGAAGGUGGCCCCAGCAUAGAUUUCACUCCAACACCAACAGGGACUUGUGCUCAACUGUUAUUGUUUGUUUUUUUCAUGGUGAGUUAGGGGAGGGAAGUCACACUGGUUGGAGGUGGUUCUAUUAGUGGUAGGUGAAGGGAAAGUAACUCCAAAGAGCUGUAUGGAGAAAAUAAAAGUUGUUGCUACUGUU